AUGUACACCACCAGCAUCAUCAUCGCCGCCUUUGCCGCUCUCGCAGCUGCCGCACCAGAUGCCGGCCACGCUGCCAAACGCGACACAUACUACGGAAUCGGUCUCCGCGUCAAAAUAACCGCCGCCUUCACCCAACCGCCAGAAUACUCGCCGGCACCAGUCGAGAUCAACAAGCUCACUUCCUUCGGAAACACUUCGUGCACUGAGAUCAGCUUCGACUCUGGUGUUCACCCCAAUGUCGAUGUCGACAGCGUCGAGUGCCGCGCAUACAAGGACGAAGCUGGUGUCAUUCCUGGCAGUGCUCCCUUUACCAACAAGCAGCCUGCCGAGCUGGGCACCAACCUGGUGGAGAUUGGCAGCGUGCUCUGCUACAUUCGUACUGAGGCUGAGUACGAGUGA
Molecule: messenger RNA, 399 nt
Organism: Lecanosticta acicola
Lineage: Eukaryota; Fungi; Ascomycota; Dothideomycetes; Mycosphaerellales; Mycosphaerellaceae
Source: the annotation of a GenBank genome assembly